Molecule: messenger RNA, 2424 nt
Organism: Candidula unifasciata
Lineage: Eukaryota; Metazoa; Mollusca; Gastropoda; Stylommatophora; Geomitridae
Source: the annotation of a GenBank genome assembly
AUGGCAUUGAGAAUGUUAAUGAGCGAGGCAUCGCGGAGGAUGUCCAGCCACCAAACAUUCACUAUCGGCAGCUUCUCGACACCCUUCAUCGUCGACAACGGGACAACAGUAACAUCACUGAUCGCAGACAACCUCACAUCGAUGUUCAGCGACGAUAUGCCGCCGGAGGACAGUUUACAAAACCUUUCGGUAACCUGUCUCUUUAACACUUCACUCAACACGUCCACAUGCGAAAAUGGCCCCUCCAACACCUCGAACGUCGACUCGUAUGAUCUCCCUCACGCCUUAUGGCUAACAAUCAUCUUAGGAUUUCUAGCCAGUGUUAUUAGCGUCGUUACGGUUGUAGGCAACAUAACGGUACUACUGGCUUUUGGAUUGGAACGAACUAUACGACAGCCCACCAAUUAUUUUCUCGCCUCGCUGGCUGUGUCAGAUCUGCUCAUUGGUACGUUUUCAAUGCCGCUCUACACUCAGUAUUUGCUUUGGGGCUCCUGGGCUUUAGGGCCUUGGUUGUGUGACCUCUGGUUGUCUUUAGACUGGACUGUCUGUCUGACAUCCCAGUAUACCGUGUUUCUUAUUACUAUGGAUCGCUUUCUCAGCGUGAAAAUCCCAGCGAAGUAUCGUAACUGGCGAACAGAAAAGAAGGUACUUGUUAUGAUAUCCAUUACUUGGAUUCUUCCUGCAAUGGUGUUCUUUACAUCAAUCAUCGGUUGGCAGUAUUUUGUAGGUAAGAGAACGGUGAAGCCUGAAAAUUGUGAAGUUCAGUUCAUGGAAGAUACAAUGUUUACUUUUCUUCUGACUAUUGGAUAUUACUGGAUAACCCUAGUUGUCAUGUGUAUCCUUUACGGUGGAAUCUACAAAGUGGCUUUAGAUCUGCAAAGGAAGUCGGACGCUAAGCAUAAAAAGAUGCAGUCGACCAUGGAACUUGCAGGAGAGAAUCCCAGUCCCGCAAUGCGAAGCAUCGGUGGCGAUGGUGAAAAAUGUAGUAUCAACAGUAGCGGCUGUGUGGAUAGCGUGAAUCCCCCACAAGCCCAGAAUAACAACAAGAACAGCAAGUUAAACAACAGAAAGAGCGUUAAGACCUCGCUGCCAUGUCCACCAGGGAUACAGAACAUCAACACUACAAGUUUUAGUACAGGCAAGGAUGUUGAUAAGGAUGAUGAAAGGUCAAGCAGUCCCGCUUUUGGUUCUGAUGAUGAAAACAGCAGCAGCGGAGGAGCAGCUGGUUCCAGUAAAGGACCAUUGAACUCCAGCCUCUACUCUAGUAAAGUCGGUCAAGCAGGAGGUAUCAUUAACAGCGUUCUUUUCUCAAACACUGGGGGUCUAGUUCGAUCUCUCCACGGAGAACUGUUCUUGUCAACCUCUACGGAAAGUCAAAACCUUCUACAGCCGCCGCCACCUUACAGUAAGCACGACACCAGAUUAACCAAUGAAACUGGAUCCGAUGUGGAAGGUAGAGAUCAUCAAGAAUUCGAUAGUCUGUAUUCUUCCUCGGCAUCUGACAGGUUGGAAAAACAGACAGUACCCCUUUUACAAAACGAAAUCAACAAAGGAUGCCGGUUCAUUGAUGAGAAGAGUUUGCUGGCUACACUGAGUUCAGAAAAUGCUGCCCUCCUUCCUGUGAUAACGGGUGAUUCAGAAUUUGAGGAUUCCGAUGUAGCCGAUCUUCAUACCUCUUCUCCGAUAUGGAAACGUCGCACUUCGCUACCUCCUCUUGCCUCAGAUGUGUUUGAUAUAGACGAUGAAGUCAGCGACUAUCUCAUCGCGGCCGAUCUUACCACCACAACUGACAUGCCCACGUCUUCUCCCACACUGUUGUCAAGCUGUAACAGGUGCGGCUUGGAAGAUCAACGCCCGCGAGCAGACACUGUCAAUACACUGACUUCUUCCAUUACGGCGGCCGAUACUGGCACGGACGACAGUAGUGGCAACAAAUCCAGUCAGUCAAAUGUCACGGGAAAUGCUGCUAGCUACCCUAGUGGCAGCAUCUGUAUCCACUCACCCCCGUCAGAAACAAACACAAACGAAGACAGUUCUCGAUGCGAAAGCCAUUGUCUGGCCUCUAUACGUCGGCGUAGAAACAAAGAUACACGACUCCAUUCCUUUGUGAAAUCAGUUCGUUCUAGAAACAGCAGACGAAGGAAUCGACGAGAGCGGAAAUCGAAAUCUGAAAACAGGGCAAGAAAGGCGCUCAGAACUAUAUCCUUCAUUCUUGGCGCUUUCGUCUUGUGUUGGACUCCAUACCAUAUUGCCAUUAUGGUGUUCGCACUGUGCAUGGAUUGCGUCAAUCUUAGCCUUUAUGCAUUUACUUAUUGGAUGUGCUACUUAAACAGCCCUAUUAAUCCUUUCUGUUAUGCAUUCGCUAACGCUCAGUUUAAAAGAACCUUUCUGCGAAUUAUGAGAUUUGACUGGCAUAGAACAUAA